AUGGAAUCUUUUGCAGAUUUCGACAAUGCCACAAUUCUGGACCCAAAAGCUCCAGUUGAUGAAGAAGGAAAGCUUAUUGAACGUUGGGCUCCUCUGGGUGCUAAUGACAGCCCUGAUCUUAGCAUGGAUGAUAAUUUAUCCGGAACCGAUAGCGCUUCGUCUGACAAGAUGCGCAAUAUGACCGAGGAACACGAGAUUUUAAACUCUUCAUUACUUCUUUUAACCUCUCAUUUUGCUCAGGUUCAAUUUCGGCUAGAACAAGUUCUGCAAGCAGAUCCAAAUGAAAAGGAAACACUUUUGAGAGAUUUGGAGCAGUUUGCAUGGAAAGGUGUUCCUGAUUUAUCUUCUCUUAAGCCUAUUCAAUCCAACUAUCAGGAUGGUAACAAUGAACCCCUGGAAGAUCAGCAGAAGAAAAAUAUGCCUUUUAUCAUUGAUCAGUUAAAAUCCCAAUUAAACGACUUGGAGCAGUUUGCUUAUAAGUCAGGAGAAAUUGAGCAACCGCCGACACAAAGCAUUCUUGAAAAGCAGCGGCUUGUUCUUGAGGAGCUCGGAAAGCACCUAGGUCUUAAUGCAUCUGAGUUUCCUUCUCUAACGGAGGAGGAAAUUAAGGAGCGUGUAAACGCCGGUCUAAAUCAGCUCACAAAUCCGAUUAAAACGAAUGAAGCUUUGGUAAAUCAAUUGAAAACGCAGAUUAUUGACCUCGAGCGUUUCAUUGAUUUCCUGCAUGACGAGGGGACGCCUGACUCUGUCAUUGUAAAAGCCCUUGAGGCUUUUAGGCGAUCCCAGCAGGAUCAAGGAAGCAAGGCUGUCUCUAGUAGGCAGCAAUACGAAAAAGAUGAAGGCGGUCAGGAUUAUGGAGAAGGUGGAUAUCACAUUGGUUUGUCGCGGCGGAGACCUCGCACGGCUCGGGGCUCUUUUGAUCGAUCUUCGAGUUACUUCUCAAAGUCAAAGAAGGAAAUUGAAAAUCAAAAAUCGGAAGGUCUAAUCACUCGAGCGUUGACUAUGCUUCAAGUUUUUGCGACGAUUCAGUUGGCAGGACGUCGAGCCAAUAUGCGACAGCAAACCGAGAAGCAUACCAAAACUGCGGUGAUGAAGAAGAACUUGAGCCAACCUAACGCGGCCAAGGGCAACCAUUGGGGAGAUAUUCGGGCCAAUUUUGAAAUCGCAAUUGACAUUGUGCUGGAGAAAGCUGAAAAGCUUCGUCGAGUUCGGGAGGAAUAUUUAAAGAAAGUCCAGACAAAGCCUUUGAUGAGUGAUUUGGAGAAUGUUCGACAACCGGGUGAUGGACGAAUGCCAUUGGAAUAUCGUUCUGGAAAGAUUCGUGAUCCUGAAUAUGUGAAGGCUGAGCGUGAUUUGAAUUUGGCUGUUCGAAAACAGUUUUGCCCAGCUCUCGAAGUCCUGAUAGAGCACGGAUCACGCGUUCAUGCAACUAAACAACGAGGAAUGAACGCCGAUGGUACAGGACCCUCUUUUCUGGGCUCUCUUCUUGCUACGAUUGGCUGUUUCUCCCGAAAUCGACUUGAGGCCCCUAGUUAUCCCAACAAAUUUGCUGACUCUAGCGACGAUUCGGAGAGUGAAUGUGCGGAUAAAGAUGGCUCCGAUGAGGAAUCAAGAGAAAGAAAUGACUACGUUGAAUCAGAGGAAGAUAGGCGAGCUCGUAUUUUGCGAAAGAGGAAUGCUCAAAGCUCAGCUUGGGCUAUCUUUCUGAAGUACUAUAUUCUAACGAAUGGAAGAUCUUUCAAUGACACUCCAGCUCGUAAGCUAUCUGAGAGUUUUGCUCUAGAUAUCAUCGGCGGAAAAGUUGUUACUCCGAAACAGCAUCUACUAAGCUCAAUGGGUACGGUCUUGCAAGAGUUCAAUAAGUACAAACGCAGCGAAGCGACGCAAUUCAAGGCUUUGGUGUGCAUAGGUCUCAACACCCAUCGGUUGGUUUCUUGGUUAAAAUUGGUACUCCGCAGUCCACUUAUUGUCCAAUAUAUGUACCAUCCAUGGAGCUACGUGUCUUCCACAGGAUUUGAUGAUGCUCUUCAGUCUCUCAGUAGGCUGUCAUCGAUUGAUUUCGAUCUUCCCUUUGAUGCAAACAUACGUCAUCUACAGAGUAUUAGCGAAGCCUUCUAA
Molecule: messenger RNA, 2118 nt
Organism: Rodentolepis nana
Lineage: Eukaryota; Metazoa; Platyhelminthes; Cestoda; Cyclophyllidea; Hymenolepididae
Source: the annotation of a GenBank genome assembly